AUGAGCACAAGCGAGGCGGAGGAGGCCGUGGCCUCCAAGGGGCUCACCGUCGUGGAGGACACCGCCAAGCGGCACGCGGAGCUGUUCGCCGAGUUCCCCGAGCCGGAGGUGAAGAAAGUGUCGCGCCUGGAGCGGGAGAAGAAGGAGCUGGCCAACCGCUCUCUGGUCUACGGAGAGAUCCCAUUCGAGACGGUGGACGCCAUUUUUCAGCUGAUGAGGACGCAGUUUGGCGUGUUGCUGGACAAAGGAGGGAACUUCUACGACAUUGGUUCAGGCUGUGGCAAAGUGGUGCGUGCUGGGAAUGUGCUGACUGUUGAGUGGCAGGUGAUGGCGGCGGCGUUGCUGCACGAUUUCUCCAAGUGCUGCGGUAUUGAGGUGCUGGAUGGACUGCAUGCCGUGGCACUGAAGGUGCUGGAUCGGUGGAGGUACCAGAUGCUGGACUCGUUGCCGGCGACCAAGGCCGAUCUGGAUCUGGGGUUCGCGAAGGCCGACGCUGUUAAGCGCCCGGACAUUUGGCGGGACGCUACGCUGGUGUUUUGCAACUCGACGUGUUUUAGCGACAGCCUCAUCCAAGCGAUUUCGACGGAAGCAGACCAGUUGGCCGUGGGUAGCUACUUCGUGACGGUGACGAAGCCUUUGCAGUCCACGCGAUGGCAGGCGGUGCACGAGGAGAAGUUUCACAUGAGUUGGGGCCGAGCGACGGUCAUUAUUCAGAAGAAGAUGUUCUGA
Messenger RNA from Phytophthora sojae, 729 nucleotides. RefSeq lists its product as hypothetical. The transcript is spliced from 6 exons. Bases 1 to 729 code for a protein of 242 amino acids. NCBI's taxonomy places the organism in Eukaryota, Oomycota, Peronosporomycetes, Peronosporales, Peronosporaceae. Gene Ontology annotation, molecular function: histone H3K79 methyltransferase activity. Gene Ontology annotation, biological process: regulation of cell cycle. The record is from RefSeq and is a predicted model, not a curated record.